Daktulosphaira vitifoliae (grape phylloxera) is the source of this 816-nucleotide messenger RNA. Its product is annotated as peptidyl-prolyl cis-trans isomerase-like. The record is from RefSeq and is a predicted model, not a curated record. The transcript is spliced from 4 exons. Gene Ontology annotation, molecular function: peptidyl-prolyl cis-trans isomerase activity. The coding region runs from base 162 to 662 and encodes 166 amino acids. Gene Ontology annotation, biological process: protein folding; protein peptidyl-prolyl isomerization. Lineage: Eukaryota; Metazoa; Arthropoda; Insecta; Hemiptera; Phylloxeridae.
AACAGUCGUUAAAUUUUCUCGGCACUUAGCGUUAUUGAUUAAGUCUUUUUAAUAUUGUAAGAGUAUCAAUUUAUUGUGUUCAUAUUCUUUGAAUGUUUUUUUAUUUAUGUAUCAGUGAAUAAGUCUUAUUACUGACUAAAAGCUACAAUAUCAAACGUAAAAUGGGCAACCCUAAAGUAUUUUUUGAUAUGACUGUUGAUGGCGUCGACGCUGGUAAAAUUGUUAUCGAGCUACGCAGUGACGUAGUACCCAAAACCGCUGAAAAUUUCCGUGCUCUUUGUACUGGUGAAAAAGGCUUUGGAUACAAGGGAAGUACUUUCCAUCGUGUUAUUCCUAAUUUUAUGUGUCAAGGGGGGGAUUUUACUCACCACAAUGGAACUGGUGGCAAAUCAAUUUACGGAAAUAAAUUUCCAGAUGAAAACUUCCAAUUAAAACAUACAGGACCUGGUAUUUUAUCAAUGGCUAAUGCUGGACCUAAUACGAAUGGCAGUCAAUUCUUUAUAACUACUGUAAAAACAUCUUGGUUGGACAAUAAACAUGUAGUAUUUGGCUCUGUUGUUGAAGGUAUGGAAGUUGUGAAAAAACUGGAAAGUUAUGGAAGUGAUACUGGCGAAACAAAGAAAAAAAUUGUUGUUACUAACUGUGGAGAACAUUCAUCAUAAUUUUUUUACAUCAAUACUUAAUUUCUUUCUCAAAGUAUUAAGUUAAUAUGGUCAAAUUUAGAAGAAAAAAAAAUUACAACUGUAUUUUUUUUUAACUGUUAAAAACUAUUUUAGUAAGCAUUGUCAGAAGUAAAAAAAUAAUAAAAAUUAACAA